Messenger RNA from Cannabis sativa, 2364 nucleotides. Its product is annotated as protein ECERIFERUM 26-like. NCBI's taxonomy places the organism in Eukaryota, Viridiplantae, Streptophyta, Magnoliopsida, Rosales, Cannabaceae. Bases 77 to 1558 code for a protein of 493 amino acids. Gene Ontology annotation, molecular function: acyltransferase activity, transferring groups other than amino-acyl groups. The transcript is spliced from 3 exons. The record is from RefSeq and is a predicted model, not a curated record.
UAAAUAAACAAUAAUAUUAGUAUAUAAUAUAGUUCACUAAUUAGUUUUGUUCCAAUCCAAAAAAAAAAAAGGAACAAUGGCUAAAGUUACACAGAUCUGCAAACGAACAGUAGUAAGCACAAAGCCAGUCCCACCUGGAAAAUACCACCCAUUAUCAGUUCUAGACCGUGUGAUGGAGAAAAACAACCUCAGAAUGGUGUACUAUUACCCAUCCAUGAGAUCAUCAUCAUACCACAAUCAUGAUGACGUGGAUGACGAAGAAGACGACGAUGAGGACGAUGAUGAUGAUGGUGGGAGGGUGGUAGAUAUAGAGAGGUUGAGAGAGUCUUUGGCUGAAAUGUUGACUAGUUUUGCAGCAGUGAGUGGAAGGUUGCAAAGAAAUGAGGAGAAUGGGGAGUGGAUGAUAAAGUGUAAUGAUGCAGGAGUAAGAAUGGUGGAGGCUAGAGCCCAAGGGAGUGUGGAAAAUUGGUUGAGCUGUGUGGAUAGGGAUGGAGAGCUUAACCUCGUUUAUUGGGAGGAGUUGUAUCAUAACCCUUAUUUUUGGUCCACUUUCUAUGUCCAGAUUACAGAAUUUGAAGAGGGUGGAUUCGCAAUUGGGCUGAGCUGCAUUCAUCUACUGGCUGACCUCACUUGUGCAACCAUGUUCAUCAAGUCUUGGGCCCAAACAACCUUCUAUGGCAAAAUGUUGGCCUCCUAUUUUCACCCAUUACCUACAAGAAACCUCACUACCAAAAAAAUCCACCAUGUUCCUUACACUCCCUUGAUCAACCAUUAUAAUUCCACAAUUGAGACUACUAAAUCUAUUGCAAUAAUCGACACAAAGUACACAACUGUGUCCUUUUCAUUUUCAGACAAAAAUGUUCGGGCCUGCAUUAAAUCGGCCCAAAUGAUAAACACUUCAAGUCAAACAAGCCCAUCACCUUUUGAGGCCAUAGCUGGGCUUUUUUGGGUAUGUAUUAGCAAAGUAAAAGGAAUAACAAAUGGGCUUGUGAACAUGUCUUUGUGUUUGGACAUGAGGCGUGUUCUAAAUGUGGAUAAGCGUUUUUUUGGAAAUUGUAUGGUUUAUAACCAAGUCAAUAAUCCUAAGGAUGUUGUCCUAGAAAAUGAGUUGUUGAAAGCUACCAAUGCAAUAAGAGAUGUAGUGGUGAAGAUGGACAAUGAAGGAAUCAUGGAUUUGAUCGAGUGGCUCCAACACAAUGAGAACAAAGAUGUUCCAUUGAUGAACGGCUGUGAUCUAGUUUGUGCUAAUUUAGAUGUGGCUAAUCCAUACUUGGCUGUGUUUGGAGACAUGGUUGAGCCUAUCCGUGUAUCUUAUUAUGUUGAGCCAGUAAUUGGGUUAGGACAGGUUUUAAUCCUUCCUGGUCCACCAAAGGAAGGUCCACUAAGUAGGGUGGUUAUGGUUACACUUCCAGAGGAUGAACUUAAGAAGCUUUGUGAGAAUGAUCUUCUUUUGAGUUUCUCUCCAAGUGUUUUGAUGGGACUAAAUAAAAAGCUAGAAUCUUCGAGGGAAAAGAAAGUAAACGCUGAAACAAGUGCGAAGGUGCACGGAUUAAAAUGACUAAUUAAUCUUGCAGUUUUCCUAAUAGAUCUCAAACUGUAUGCUCUUUCCUAGCCAGUACUUGUCCAUUUCAAUCACAGAAAUAAAUAACAGAAAAGGGAUCUUUGAUUCUGUACUUGAUACAGUAAAAUAUUGGAUACACACCUCUCUGCAAAUUGGGCACUUUGAUUCUCUACUUGCUGUUUUUAGUCCUUUGAAGAUCAUCACAGACGCAGCUGAGCAAGCACAUGCAUUGCAGAAAAGAUGGCCACAGCUCAAAGCACAUGGGUUGAAAACCAUUUCCUGCCAAAUUAUCACAUUACACACAUUAAGAAAAAAGUGUCACUAUCUUCCAUUUUGCAACUGAAAUCUGAAAGACUGAGAGGAAGAUCUUACCAAGCAUACAGCACAAGUAAGAUCAUAGUCCAACUUUUUAGAAUCUGGAAGUAUCAUAGUCAUUACAGGGGGCGUGGCAUCAAGAUCACUCGAAAAAUGUCCAGAAAGCCCACUGACAUGUCCCCCAUCCGAUGUGUCCAGGUUUAGAUAAAAAGCACCCAAUUCAAUAAGCCAAGGUGAUUGCAAGAGUUCAAUAUGUUCUGAUUGCAUCUUUGAUCUGAAAUUCUUGCCAUUUUCAGAGCAAUGUAUCUGCAGUAAAAGAGUAAGAAUCAUCAGAACAAUUAAUUACAUGAUUACAUAAAAACAAAAUGAGGGAAGAUUAGUAGACUAUGAUUGGCUAGGCCAUACUUUAUCAUACUUCUUAAGGAUCUUCCUGAUUGCAAUUGCAUUCAUUGUAGCAUAUUCAAUCAGCAUCUUUCCUUCUUCUACCA